This is a messenger RNA of Phytophthora sojae, 1089 nucleotides long. RefSeq lists its product as hypothetical. The transcript is spliced from 4 exons. The record is from RefSeq and is a predicted model, not a curated record. NCBI's taxonomy places the organism in Eukaryota, Oomycota, Peronosporomycetes, Peronosporales, Peronosporaceae. The coding region runs from base 1 to 1089 and encodes 362 amino acids.
AUGGACUCAAUCGACCACAAGGACACCCCGUUUUCCGUCAUCGUUUACGAGACUGAGAAGCAUCAGCGCGCAGACUUGAUGCUGAGCGGCGAGGUGUGCAGACGCGUGCGGGCGACACUGUCAUUCGCAAGAUACGCUACUCCACACGUUCAUUUCGCGUCUGAAUUGUCGGCACUGGGUGGAAACCGGAGCCUCGUCAGCACCGUGGAUUUCAUUGAAAAACAUUCGCCGAUCGCCCAAGUUCCGGUAGCUCGAGUCAAAGCGAUCGACGUCGAGAAUUUCGAAGACACUCGACUUGCGGGCCAAGAGCAGCGACUGCUUGCCCCGACUGAAGAACUUGUGGAGCUUUAUGAACCAGGUCUGUUUUGGACCACAUUUGAGGCGUGUGUGCCUGCCGAAGAAGUACACCUUACUCUACAGAAGGCUCUGCGAGAUGAAGUCAUCGAGUACACGUGCUGCCCCAAAUGGGUUAUCAUCGCGUUCACUUUGUUCGAGGAUGAGGAAGUAUAUUUCAGCAUUCAGGUGUACCGUUGGGAGAUCACGAAAGCGGUUCAAGUGGGGUCCAAGUACAACUAUUUGCCGGUGCGCUGUACUCCUCGUACUGUGACUGGGGAAAACUGGGUUUUGACACGGACGCUUUUGCUUUUACCAUACGCAGCAAGAGAGUCACUUCAAGUUUCAAAACAACGAGUUGUCGACUGGCAGUUUGGGCAGGAGUAUCCGGCGUCGUGCUCGGAGAAGGCAGACAAGCUCGAAAUUUUGGUGGCCAAUCUGGCACAACCCUCCUGUCCACGCACCAUGUUGAUGAUGAUGCUCAAGAACUUGUGCCAGUACGAGGCAAACCGCCGCACACUGCUGAAGCAGUUCAAGGACGAAUUCGUAGCAAUUUUGCAGUCGAUGCUGAACGAUCCGGAUCAACACAUCGUGCGGUUCGCCGUCUACAUGAUCCAGAACUUCGCAAAGAACCCCGCAGAUCUCAAAGCGCUGGAGCUUCCCGAGUCGACCGAAACACUGGAGAAAUCGUGGUGCAUUCGACGAGACCAUCGACCCAAAAGGUUGCUUACCUCGCUGGAGAAUCCUGAACACUGA